GCGACGAUUGUUGGCGGUGAUGAGGGAGGAGGAGGAGGAGGAGGAGCAGGACGACCUCUUAUGGCGGAACAUUUACUUUCGCAAGCUUCGUGAGAAGCCUGUGCUGACGUCUGCGGAUAUCUGCGACCGGUAUGCCUUCGCGAAGAAGUACCGCGGCAAAUCCAAGCGGUGGUAG
Messenger RNA from Symbiodinium necroappetens, 175 nucleotides. NCBI's taxonomy places the organism in Eukaryota, Dinophyceae, Suessiales, Symbiodiniaceae. The record is from the annotation of a GenBank genome assembly.